Molecule: messenger RNA, 498 nt
Organism: Aspergillus pseudoviridinutans
Lineage: Eukaryota; Fungi; Ascomycota; Eurotiomycetes; Eurotiales; Aspergillaceae
Product: ankyrin repeat domain-containing protein
Exons: 1
Coding region: 1-498 (165 amino acids)
Biological process (GO): positive regulation of transcription by RNA polymerase II
Cellular component (GO): nucleus
Molecular function (GO): protein binding; transcription cis-regulatory region binding
Source: RefSeq, a predicted model, not a curated record
AUGGGAAUCCCCCCUGAAUCCAUGGCUAUCAUCGAUGGUGAAUUCCUACGCCUGAAGAAAAUCCGAGAAAUCGAGCUCGACCAGGAUAUAGUGGCUUUCCUGGAUGCUGCACAUUCGUCGUUGAAAUCAAAGGGCGCAUCGAACCCCCGAGGCCCUUUUAAGAGGUCUCUCAUCCAUUACGCGGCAAUGGGAGAUUGCUGCGAGCUACUGCGUUAUCUCUUAGAAGCCGGUGCAUUCGAAGACGAUUUGGAUCAGAACAGGCGGACACCUCUCUCCUGGGCUGCAGAGUAUGCUGCCCUGGGUUCCGUAAAGAUUCUAUUGGAAUAUGGAGCGAACAUCAACUCCAUGGAUGACAUGUAUUCGACGCCUUUGUCAUGGCUGGUGCACGCAGGAAAGCCUACGGCACAAUCCAAAGCCACAAAAGCGUAUCUGAGAAAGAAUGGUGCGAAAAGAGGUGCUAUGCGUGGUUGGGUCUUGAGGAAGAUCAAAAGACUCUGA